Alternaria atra is the source of this 2265-nucleotide messenger RNA. RefSeq lists its product as uncharacterized. The transcript is spliced from 3 exons. Gene Ontology annotation, molecular function: GTP binding; microtubule binding; GTPase activity. The record is from RefSeq and is a predicted model, not a curated record. Lineage: Eukaryota; Fungi; Ascomycota; Dothideomycetes; Pleosporales; Pleosporaceae. The coding region runs from base 1 to 2265 and encodes 754 amino acids. Gene Ontology annotation, cellular component: membrane; cytoplasm; microtubule.
AUGGCAAGUGACACGCCUAGCGACUCCGAUUUUGAAGGCGUCGAGAUGUCAACCACACCGACGGUGUCUAUCGACCCUGACUCUGUCACUACAAGCUCACUGCACGCUUUACAGUCUGCAGAUCAGCGCAAGGUUAUGGAUAUCGUAGACAAGCUGCGACGUACAGGUCUCAGUGGCAUUGUGGAACUACCCCAGCUUGUAGUCUGCGGCGACCAGUCAUCCGGUAAAAGCUCUGUGCUUGAGGCUAUCACCGAGAUUCCGUUUCCUCGUAAGGAAAAUCUAUGCACGAGAUUUGCGACUGAAAUCAUCCUCCGUCGUUCUGCAUCGUCCACCAGCACAAUCACGAUCACUCCAGACAAGCUUCGCCCAAAGUCAGAGCAAGCCAAGCUCAAGUCGUUCAGAAAGUCCAUGAACGACUUCAGUCAGCUCCCAGAUGUGAUUGAAGAGGCGACACAAGCCAUGGGCCUGGGGGUCGUAGGUGGGAUCAAUUCAAGGGCAUUCUCUCGUGAUGUGCUGUCGGUCGAGAUCACUGGUCCAGCCAGGCCUCAGCUAACCCUUGUCGAUCUUCCAGGUCUCAUCCAUGCGACCAACAAAGCACAGACAGAGACCGACAAAGAGCUGAUCCUCAAUCUGGUCAAGGAAUACAUGAAGAAUCCGCGCACCAUCAUCUUAGCAGUGGUUAGCGCAAAGAACGAUUACGCUAACCAAAUCAUUCUCGACCAUUGCCGCAAGAUCGACGAGCAAGGUCGUCGUACCCUUGGUAUCAUCACCAAGCCCGACUUCCUCCGUGAGGGGACCGACAACGAGCUGACCUGGAUUGAGUUGGCUCAGAACAAGGACAUUUACUUGGAGCGCGGAUGGCACAUGCUUAAGAAUCGUGAUGAUAAUCAGAUGAAGUUCUCCUUUGAGCAACGCAACGCAGACGAGGACUUGUUCUUUAGCAAAGGUCGUUACGCGAAUCUGCCCCGUGAGUGCGUUGGCAUCGACUCCUUGCGCGAGCGUCUCAGUAAGGUGCUACUCAACCAUUUGAUCAAGGAGCUUCCUUCUCUGAAGGACGAAAUGGUCAGCAAGCUUCAGGGUACUAUUACAGAGAUUGAGAAGCUAGGCGACAGGCGCAACACCACUCAUGAGCAGCGCAUGGUUCUGAUGAAGAUCAGCAUGCGCAUCAGCGACAUCCUGAAAUCUGCUACUCAAGGCUAUUACGAGUCGCCGUUUUUCGGUUCAAUCAACAUGGACGCAGCUGUUGAUGCAUCCGAGAACAUUCGCCGCUUUCGAGCCGUGAUCCAACACCUCAACAUCAACUUCGCCAACGAUAUGCGCUUGAGGGGUCAUAAGUACGUAUUCGGAGCCGGACCUGGUGACGAAGAACGAGAAAUUGAAGAGGAUGUAAAAGCGCAGGAAGAGCUUGACAAUCUAGACGAACACCCGGGGCUCAUGUUCCUUCCCAGGCCCACGAAGCUUACACGACGAGAAGCCAUCGAGUGGGUCAAGAAGACUUUGGAGCGCUCCCGUGGCUACGAGCUUCCAGGCACGUUUCAGCCAAUGCUGAUAUCACAGCUUUUCUGGGAGCAGUCCCAGCCAUGGGAGCAGAUCGCUUCCCAGCAUGUUAGCACAAUUGCGAGUGCAUGCAAGGAGUUCAUCGAUACAGUUCUCCAAGAUACCGCUCCAUCUGAGUUCAAAGACAGGCUUAGAACUUUCUACGUAGAUGGUGCUUUAACCCAGGCCCUUGCUGGCGCGAAAGAAGAACUGCACAAGAUCCUAAAGGACAAAGCUCGCCAUCCCACCACUUACAACCACUACUUCACUACCACCGUACAGAAGAUGCGUCAACGCAAGCACCAGAAGAUCACGAAGAAGGCUUCAGAAGUGUCAGAAGUCAGGACGUAUGAUCGCAACAACGACUUACAUAUUCAUGUUGACCCUGGUAAGCUCACAGAGGCCAUGAACAAAGCGAUCGAGCUGGAUAUGGACGUCUUCUCAAGCUCAGAAGCUCUUGAUACUGAGCGUGCGUUCUACAAAGAUGAGAUGAAAUACUUCGUCAACGCCGUCACUAAGGCUGUCAUUGAGCGUCACUUGGUCGAGCCUCUCCCUGAAAUCAUUCUUUCACCUCUGGUCGUGACGCAGAUGACAGAGAAAGAGAUCGAGUUCGUCGCUGCGGAGCCUCCUGAGAUCACGCAGCAGCGCCUUCAUCUGGAUUCUAGGAAGAAUAUGUUGGAGAAAGGUCUAGAGACGUUCAGAGAAGCUAUGGGUGGACUGAAGCGCUAG